Molecule: messenger RNA, 1677 nt
Organism: Onychomys torridus (southern grasshopper mouse)
Lineage: Eukaryota; Metazoa; Chordata; Mammalia; Rodentia; Cricetidae
Product: keratin-associated protein 10-9-like
Exons: 2
Coding region: 1-1677 (558 amino acids)
Cellular component (GO): keratin filament
Source: RefSeq, a predicted model, not a curated record
AUGGCCACCUCCACCAUGUCUGUCUGCUCUGACGCAUGCACCAACUCCUCCUGGCAGGUGGACGACUGCCCAGAGAGCUGCUGUGAGCCUAGCUGCUGUGCCCCCAGCUGCUGCCAGCCCAGCUGCUGCCAGCCCAGCUGCUGCGAGCCCAGCUGCUGUGCCCCCAGCUGCUGCCAGCCCAGCUGCUGUGCCCCCAGCUGCUGCCAGCCCAGCUGCUGUGCCCCCAGCUGCUGCCAGCCGAGCUGCUGUGUGCCCAGCUGCUGCCAGUCCAGCUCCUGUGCCCCAAGCUGCUGUGCUCCAUCCUCCUGCCUGACCCUUAUCUGCACCCCAGUGAGCUGUGUGCCCAGCCCCUGCUGCCAAUCUGCUUGCAGCAGCUGCUGCACACCCUCAUGCUGCCAACACUCUAGCUGCCAACCAGCUUGCUGCACCUGCUCCCCCUGCCAGCCAUCCUGCUCUAUGACCCUUUGCUGCAAGCCUGUCUGCUGCACACCCAUCUGUUCUGGAUCCUCCCCAUGCUGCCAGCAGUCUAGCUGCCAGCCCUCAUGCUGUCAAUCCUCCUGCUGUGUGCCUGUCUGUUGCAAGCCUGUCUGCUGCACACCCAUCUGUUCUGGAUCCCCAUGCUGCCAGCAGUCUAGCUGCCAGCCCUCAUGCUGUCAAUCCUCCUGCUGUGUGCCUGUCUGCUGCAAGCCUGUCUGCUGCAAGCCCUGCUCCAGCAUGUCCCUGCUCUGCCGCCCUGUGUGCAGACCUGCCUGCUGUCUGCCCACCUCCUCCUGCUGUGCCUCUUCUUGCCAGCCCAGCUGCUGCAAGGCCUGCUCCAGCAUGUCCCUGCUCUGCCGCCCUGCCUGCUCCCGCCAGGCCUGCUGUGGUCUCUGCUCGGGCCAGAAGUCCAACACCUCACACUCACACACACACUCACACACAUACACACUCUCACAAACUCACCCUCCACCAUCCAACCCCGCCAUGGCCACCUCCACCAUGUCUGUCUGCUCUGACGCAUGCACCAACUCCUCCUGGCAGGUGGACGACUGCCCAGAGAGCUGCUGUGAGCCUACCUGCUGUGCCCCCAGCUGCUGCCAGCCCAGCUGUUGCCAGCCCAGCUGCUGUGUGCCCAGCUGCUGCAUGUCCAGCUGCUGUGUGCCCAGCUGCUGCCAAUCCAGCUCCUGUGCCCCAAGCUGCUGUGCCCCAUCCCCCUGCCUGACCCUCAUCUGCACCCCAGUGAGCUGUGUGCCCAGCCCCUGCUGCCAAUCUGCUUGCAGCAGCUGCUGCACACCCUCAUGCUGCCAACAGUCUAGCUGCCAGCCAGCUUGCUGCACCUGCUCCCCCUGCCAGCCAUCCUGCUCUAUGACCCUUUGCUGCAAGCCUGUCUGCUGCACACCCAUCUGCUCUGGAUCCUCAUGCCGCCAGCAGUCUAGCUGCCAGCCCUCAUGCUGUCAGUCAUCCUGCUGUGUGCCUGUCUGCUGCAAGCCUGUCUGCUGCACACCCAUCUGCUCUGGAUCCUCAUGCCGCCAGCAGUCUAGCUGCCCGCCCUCAUGCUGUCAAUCCUCCUGCUGUGUGCCUGUCUGCUGCAAGCCUGUCUGCUGCAAGCCCUGCUCCAGCAUGUCCCUGCUCUGCCGCCCUGCCUGCUCCCGCCAGGCCUGCUGUGGCCUCUCCUCAGGCCAGAAGUCCAGCUGCUGA